GUCCGUCGUCGCAAGAUGGCGGUCAUGAAAGGGUUUCUUGUUUUCAUACUAAUCUUCCUACCAGCUUGUUUCAGCAAGCCGUUCAACACUAGCAGAACCCUCGACCCUGAAAAGGCAAAUGAGAUAAAGAAGGAAAAACUUUUUCUGGAAGAUCACUUAAAAGGCGUGAAACUUGAACGAGAUGGCCAUGUUAACAAAGAUUACCAUCACGAAGCUUUCCUCGGGAAAAUGGUAGAGAAUGGCACUUUGUUGUUCGACAAUAUGGAUGGUUACAGGCGGCUUAUCGACCUCUUCCAUCAAGUAGACAAGGACGGGGAUCAUUUGAUCAGCCGGCCUGAAAUGAUAGAGUGGAUUCACGGGAAAAUCAGAGAGCACGUUCAAGAAGCUCGCGAAAACAAUAGGCGAAAGUUUAAGGAAGCGGACAAAAACGGCGACAGCGUCGUUACAUGGAAUGAAUUUCAAGAGAAGCUAAAAGAACUUAAUGCCACUCGGAAGAUCGAGGUCGAAAAAGAAUUAGAUGAUGUUGGUGAACCCCAGGACCCAAUAGUUGAGUACCAUGACAAAUUCAGAAGAGGGGACUUGAACAUGGAUGACAAGCUGGAUGAAACAGAGUUCCUUUACUUUGAGCACCCUGAACACAAUCCACAGAGUAUAAAAGAUUUGGUAGAAGACAUGAUACAAAAUUUUGACAAAAACCAAGACAAGGUCCUGACCAAAGAGGAAUUUGCGCAACUGCCACCAGGAGAGGUGGAUACACAGCAAGAUGCUGACCUUGAUGAGGACUACCGUAAGGAACGCGAAGAUGAAUUCGUUGCUAUGGAUGAAGAUGGAGACGGUGUAGUUACCGUAGAUGAACUGACCAAAUACCUGGAUCCCACUCACAAACAGCGGGCCAUCAACGAAGGCAAUUAUUUGGUGUCAAUGGCAGACAGAAAUCGCGACGAUCAGCUAUCAGAGAAGGAAGUACUUAUGAAUUACCAACUUUUCACUGGGAGUACAAUGGCUAAUUACGCUGGCUAUUUACACGAUGAGUUUUAAGAGUAUUCCUUUUGAUUCUUUGCCUGAUUUAACCUGGCGUAAGAAGCGAAAGAACAGGAGGAGAAAAGACAUGCAUUCUCAGUUGGAUGUUAAAAAAAGAACAAGACAAAACAGACUUACAUUUUUUAACUUUUAUAGAUCUAUUUAGUAUAUUAGGGAUAGAAAUUAUUUCAUCAGAUGAAGUAUAUUUGUGGUGUCGUUGGAAA
Molecule: messenger RNA, 1244 nt
Organism: Pocillopora damicornis (cauliflower coral)
Lineage: Eukaryota; Metazoa; Cnidaria; Anthozoa; Scleractinia; Pocilloporidae
Product: 45 kDa calcium-binding protein
Biological process (GO): calcium-ion regulated exocytosis
Cellular component (GO): endoplasmic reticulum
Molecular function (GO): calcium ion binding
Source: RefSeq, a predicted model, not a curated record